Messenger RNA from Phymastichus coffea, 1279 nucleotides. RefSeq lists its product as uncharacterized. Lineage: Eukaryota; Metazoa; Arthropoda; Insecta; Hymenoptera; Eulophidae. The coding region runs from base 62 to 1228 and encodes 388 amino acids. The transcript has 2 exons. The record is from RefSeq and is a predicted model, not a curated record.
AGAAUAUUGUCUCCUGAAUAGUUUUUGGUAUUAGAAGAAGAAGCAGUUCCACUUUUACAAAAUGUUUAGAUACAUAUUUUUCGUGAGUCUUUGGUUAGUAGUCACUUCGGGAUCGGAUGUUGAAUGGUUAACAGCACCCGAAAAAUUGGAUGACACCGUCGCCAGAUUAUUAUACACAGAAGUAAAAGAUGAAUGGCAGCAUAUAUUUCGUAUUCAAGUGGAAACUUUGCCGUUCAUUACUAAUAUCCCAGAAAGACAAUGUUUCUUCGAUUUAGUAAGUCGCCCGCUUGUUGCUGUAAUGAAUAUCAAUACAUUUAGGCGACUUAAUAAAAACCUAAUUGUGCUCUCUUGGGAUGAUGAGAUGACUUACGGUUAUUAUCACAAAACCAAAAUCGCAAUACUAAACAUGAAUAACUGUAUGAAAGUUAAUCUUAAUAUGAUGAUGGACAAUGCUAUCAUCAUUCCAUCAGCUGACAGUUUGGAUAUUUUUUUUCUUGACUCCAUGACUCCUUGUCUAUUUAGUAAGAAUAAUUAUAAGACUCGGUCUAUUUAUCGAUGCUGGUACAGCUAUUCAAUACAAGACAUGAACACUACUCACCCUAAACUAAGAUUUGCAAAGGAAUUUGACGUUGAUCUUGAUUGGUCGAGCAUACGCAUCGAAAGAUUGCCAUCUGAAGAUUUUGUUGUUCGUGGGUUUCAAGGCCUUCUCUAUAGAGUAAUGAGGAUGGAGUAUUCUAGCGGUGAAUUGCAUACUCUGAUAUCAGUGCCAAGUGCCAAUAGGCAUUUACAAAUGGUAUCGAAAGGCUUGUCUUUUUGCUGGAUCCGCAAGUUAACCCAUGACAAGGGAAUUUAUUGUGAUCAAUUCAAUGACGAAAAUGAAUUAGUUUUCUCGACUGAAGCAUCAUUUAACCAAUCUAUUAUAAUUAUGUACGUACAAUCUGACUAUGAAGGACACAUUAGCUGCUUGGUUGCUAAAGCUGAGUGCACAGAUCCAAAUGAUUGCUGGACAUUCACACGGAAGAGCUUCUAUCGAGAAGGUAAUAAAACCAUAGAAGACACAAUUUCAAUCAAUUGUCGAACACGAAACAGAAAUAAUUGGGUGUUUUUCGGAUUUGAAAGAAAUAGUUCUGAUACAAAUAUGUUAAGUUUCUGUACUCGGUCUGGAUAUUCAUUAGGUACUGGUUCUGAGUGUCAUGUAGAUGCGAGUGAUCAGAUGUAUUGUCUAUGAAACUGAACGUCACUAUGGUCAACGGUUUAAGAUUACUGUUACAAAUCUAAA